AGAGCAUUGCUCCAUGCACCAGCCAGGGGUGAGAACCCAUCCUCUGGCACUGCCCUGUGCCACAUCUCCAUCUCCUCCGGGCUGGGCAUCUCUUCCCUGCACUGCCCAUCCUCUCCAGGGGCUGGCAGGUCCCUGUCUCCUCCUGCAGAAGCUGUGCCACCUCUCAGCUGGGCUGGCUGCCUUCCCUUCUGCACAGGCACAGCGAGGAUGUGGCUGGCUCUGGCUCUGCUGUCCGUGGUGUUCUGCGGGAUGGCAUCCGGGGAAUGCUUCUUGAAUUCCCCAUCUCCUAAGAAUCCAGAGGCAGGGAUGAACAUUAGUGAAAUGAUCUCGUUCUGGGGAUACCCCAGCGAGGAGUAUGAUGUGGUGACAGAAGAUGGUUACAUCCUUCAGCUGAACAGAAUUCCUCACGGGAGACAAAACACUGGGUGCCAAGGUGUGAGACCCGUGGCACUUCUGCAGCAUGGGCUCCUUGCAGAAGGCAGCACCUGGCUCACCAACUUGGCCAACAACAGCCUGGGCUUCAUCCUGGCAGAUGCUGGCUACGACGUCUGGAUAGGAAACAGCAGAGGAAACACCUGGUCCAGGAGACACCAGGUGCUGACUACCACACAGGAUGAAUUCUGGGCUUUCAGCUUCGAUGAGAUGGCUAGAUACGAUCUCCCAGCCAUGAUCAGCUUUAUUGAGCAGAAAACAGGACAGAAACAGCUCUAUUAUAUCGGCCAUUCCCAAGGCACCACUAUAGGUUUUAUAGCCUUUUCCACUAUGCCCCAGCUGGCUCAGAAAAUCAAGGUGUUCCUUGCUCUUUCACCUGUGACCACGGUGAUAUUUUCUCGGAGCCCGUUUACAAAACUCUCAUUCUUUUCUGACUCUGGCAUUAAGGAGCUGUUUGGCACCAAGGAGUUCCUACCCCACACUGCCCUGGGGGAGCACAUCCUCUCCAGGUUCUGUGUCUGCUCCAAGGUCUGCAAGCACAUCUUGGCUACGGUUUUCGGGUUUAACUGGAAGAACACAAACAUGAGCCGAUUCGACGUGUACAUGGGACACAUCCCAGCCGGGUCCUCGGUCCAAAACAUCAUCCACUGGCUGCAGGGAGUCCAUGGUGGGGCACUGAGAGCUUUUGACGGGGGGCACAUGUACAACAGCCUUCACUACAGACAGGUCGGGGCUCCGUUCUACGACGUGCAGCACAUGGAGGUGCCCACGGCCAUCUGGAACGGGGGCCGGGACUGCCUGGCCGACCCCCGGGACACCGCCAUCCUCCUGCCCCAGCUCAAGAACCUGGUCCACCACAAGCUGAUCCCCCACUGGAACCACAUGGAUUUCCUGCUGGGCCUCGAUGCCACCGAGGUUUUGUACCGGGAAAUCCUUGACAUCAUGAAGAAGCAUCCCUAGAGAUGCUGGUUGUACUUGAUACUUUUUUUUUUUAGUGCUGUUUCUAGAGGAUUUUGAAAUUUCUCUCUAUUUGGACCAUGUGAAUAUAGUUGAUUAAAAUGUUCUGCUUUGAACUGGAGCAGAGACAGGGUGGGGAGAGGAGCCUUCAUGCUAUUCCUGGCUGGCACUGCAUUGCCUUUCUUUUUCCACUUGCUUUCCUUCUUUUUCCUUUUUUUAUUUAAU
This is a messenger RNA of Taeniopygia guttata (zebra finch), 1614 nucleotides long. The record is from RefSeq and is a predicted model, not a curated record. NCBI's taxonomy places the organism in Eukaryota, Metazoa, Chordata, Aves, Passeriformes, Estrildidae.